AGUGCUGCCAAACUUUUACAAUGCCAAUUAGGAAAACUAUAGCAGACAAUUUUGGAGUAUUUUCGCUAAAAAUCGGCCAUGAAAACCUUUACACUUUUUUAUUUGUUGCAUUAACUUAACAAAACAUAAAAAAACAAUAUUCAUAAAUCCAUUAAAAUAUUUUAUGCCUAGAAGGACUUUUAAAUUUCUAAAAUAUUUAACCCAAAGGACUAAACUAUUAGUGAAUGAUCCGUAUUGUUGUGACCGCAGAUGAGUAAAGAGCACUAAACGAAAACACAAAACAUGAAUAGCUUAUUUACUAAAGCGUUAAGAAAUAAUAAUAUAGGACGGGUUUUAGUUCCAUUAGCAGUUAUAGGAAAUUGUGAUAUUAUUCUACUCCGACAAUUUUCACAGCAUGGAUCAAAACUCGCCAAAUUAGCUGAAGUAGGGCGAUUGGAGUCAAUCAAAAUAGAUGGGAAAUAUGAGACAGGUCAGUUAUUCCUUCAUCGCAUAUUUGGUUACCGUGGAGUUGUGCUUUUUCCAUGGUCUGCGCGAGUAUAUGAUCGAGAUCUACAUAAUCCCAACAAGCAAAAACAAAGAGUAAAUGUUGAUAGGUCGUCCACUGCUGCCAUUGCAGCAGAAAAAAGUACGAAAAGCACAAAUACAGAAGCAUCAACUGAACAAGGAAAUUCAGCUACACAUGCAACUAGCGGAGGUGAAAGUCCAAGUUCAUCUUCGUCCACCAAUGGGUCCGAUUCGUCUGUAAAAGAAGUGAAAGGCAAAGUACACACAUUCUACCAAGUACUGAUCGAUUCACGCGAUUGCCCAUAUAUUCGCGCACAAACUGAAGCUGUAACAUUUCUGGGAAAUCAAGAUUCCAACCGCAGUCUGUAUGCUAUUCCCGGUCUUGAUUAUGUUGCACACGACGAUAUAAUGCCAUAUACGUCGGGAGAAAAACAUCCUCUACAACAUGAACUUUUCGAUAAGUUCUUAACGCAUGUCCCCGGCAAAGAUCCACCGUUCGAGGGACAAGAUACAUUAAAAGCAUGGCAGGAAAAAAACCAUCCUUGGUUGGAAUUGAGCGAUGUUCAUAAGGAGACUACAGAUAAUAUACGUGUAACUGUGAUACCGUUCUAUAUGGGUUGUCGGGAAACUCCCGCUUCCUCUGUAUAUUGGUGGCGCUACUGCAUUCGUUUGGAGAAUUUAGGUGUGCUUAGCGUCCAGUUACGGGAACGUCAUUGGAGGAUUUUCUCCCUUUCAGGCACUUUAGAAACGGUAAGAGGACGUGGUGUUGUAGGACAAGAGCCAAUACUCAGCCCACGUCUACCGGCUUUUCAAUAUAGCAGUCAUGUCAGCCUGCAAGCCCCUAGCGGUCACAUGUGGGGCACAUUUCGAUUAGAGCGUGAAGACGGUCACACUUUUGAUUGUAAAAUACCUCCUUUUUCUCUUGAAAGUAAACCCGAAGAACCCGGUACUGGGCUCUCAUCUAGUACUGGAACGAAUAAUAGCGGCAAUGUUGGUGGCAAUAAACCAGACAACGUCAAAUAAUAUAUAUAUCAUGUAUAAUUUGUUAGUCUAACAUACGAUUGGUAAACAGAUGGGAUAGAUGGAUGGUACAGAUUGACAUAGCCUAAUUUUGGUAACUCAAGUUGAUAAGAGUAGUUAGUUUAAGUAGUCCACAUUUAGUACAUAAAUUAUUUCUCUAUGACUAAAUGUUUGUGUAUAUAUAAAGACAUCUCAAACAAUUCGGAAAAAAAAUUUCAAAGAUUUUAUUUGUUGAACUCAGAUAUUUGCAUUUUAUUUCAAAGACCUAUAAGCAUGAGGUAAUAAACUGACUUUUUAAGCCUAAUUUUCUAUAGCAUUACAAGCUUCUAGCUUUAGGUGUGAUUGGAAAUUAAGGGGACGCAUGUUAUCUUGUAUACAAAAUAUUUCCUGUAAAGCAUUCAGUGAAGCCACUUUUGUAGCAAUUGCCACAUUUUCGCCAAAUCCUAAAAAAAAAAAAAAAA
This is a messenger RNA of Bactrocera oleae (olive fruit fly), 1985 nucleotides long. It is a transcript of the gene POLDIP2, whose product is annotated as DNA polymerase delta interacting protein 2. The record is from RefSeq and is a predicted model, not a curated record. Gene Ontology annotation, biological process: error-free translesion synthesis. Gene Ontology annotation, cellular component: nucleus; mitochondrial nucleoid. NCBI's taxonomy places the organism in Eukaryota, Metazoa, Arthropoda, Insecta, Diptera, Tephritidae. Gene Ontology annotation, molecular function: DNA binding.